UGACAAAACAGACAGAAGGCCGGCGCACAGAGAGAAGAGACGGUGGUAUUUUUUACCCUGAAACAUGAAACAGGUGCAGGUCUACUAAGAAACCAACCCCCACCUUUCGGUUUCCUCUAUUAUCGCUGGUUUCACACCCCCUCUCCUGAACAUUACGUCACCUUCGACAGGAAAUGAGAUGCCACGGCUCGAGGUGUUAAGAGACUCCUCCAGGCCCUCUGCUUCUUCUUCUUCUUCUCCAUCUUCUUCAUCUUCUUCUGAGCUUUUCAUUUCACCACCAUUUAAUAUUCAUACGGAUGAUGUAAUUUGUCUCUGUUCGCGGUCCAGAGGAGCAGAGAUGAUUUUGGGCACAGACACAAACGAAAACAUGAACAGCCAUCUGCUUUAUUUUUCCCAUGCAAUGUUAUGCAAUACAAGGCUCUGGACGGGCAACCCGGCCAGUCAUGUGUGGGCGUGUGCUGCCGCUCUGUGGUCGGUUCAGGCGUUGCAGUUCAGUUUCGUGUUGUGCGCACUAGAUGUCAGCAUGCAGCAUGUGUUCACGAAGCUAUGUGGACUAACAGAUCAUGUUUUUAGCAGCAAGGAUCCAGAUUUUCACUUCAAAAUGUUUCUUCAGAUGCAUAUUCUGCUCUCAAACACUGUGGGUUACUGCAAAUGUUUUCUUCUUUGUUGUGUUGGACCUUCUUGUGAGUCUGACGUGAGACUGACGUGAAGUUUCAAUCGAACUGACUUGUGCAAGCUGUUCUUUUCUAUAUCUGUGUUGCUGUUACAGAUACGCAAACCUGAAGAUGGAGGCUGAGCCGGAGAGGAACGCCCGGCUCUGCAUCAUCGGAGAACACAGACAAGAAGGUAAAAUGAAGGCGCUCACACUGCUGCUCGUGUUCCUCACAGUUUCUGGAUAUUCAUACGUUUUGCAGCCCGGAGUGACAGUUGGACAGAUAGCCGGUCUGGACACAGAACACCAGUCUGAGAUGAGAGGUGAGCGUCUGGGAGAUGUUUCUGUGCCAGUGCAGGAGACGGGAAAAGCUUCUGAAUCCGCCGAGGAGCAAAAGAGUGAAGGAUUGACUCCGGAGACAAACCACGAGAAAGAGAAGACGGAGGGGAAAUCCCGAGCAGAUGUUGCAGGGAAUAUAGAGGAGAUUUUACAGAUCACUAAAGAACGUGAGGAGGGGAUGACACCUGAGACUUUCUUUCAAAGUUUAGGAGAGGAAACAAAAAGAGAGGAAUUAACUGUGGCUGACAGGGAAAAGGAUUCAGAUCCAGACAAAGGAGAUGAAGCAGAGAGGAGAGACAAUCUGGAAACAGAUGACGAGACCGGGAAAAGUGAUCAGAUGGAUAAACUGAGGCAGGAAAUGGAUGAAGAGGAAAGAGAGAGGAGGCUGGUUGCAGGGAUUAGUCCCCACGAGGGCAGACAAAAGACGUCAAAUCAAGAAAAUGUGGAAGGGAAAAGGGAAGAAAGAGAAGACGAGGGGGAGAACUCAGAAAACCAUAAUGGAUCAGUAGAAAGAGAAAAGGAAGAUCACACGGUCUUUAACAACCUCACACCGCCUUUAAGCACGUCCUCUACUGAAGAACUCGAGAUCCCUCCAAUUCGAAUUAUCACUCAGUCUCUAAAUCCUCCCAGUUCUCCUCCUCCUCUUCAUCAUCAUCACGUCCCUCCAUCAGUUCCUCCUCCCGCUGAAGUUAGUCGUCAGCUCCUCCCUCCGUCUGCCACUCGACCCGCUCCCACAACAAUCUCAGUCUCAACAGCGCCUCCUGGAGACGUGAGGUCUGUCUUCCUGCUCGAGGAUCUGCUCGCCGAGGUGUUUUACGGUCCUGGACAUCAUCUCAAGCAGAACGAACAGGAAGCAAAGGCAAAUUCAGAGGAUGUGAUGGUCAAAAAUAUAUUGUUUAAACCUGCGCAGAGAGAGCUGCCGACCACAAGGGAAAUAAGCGUAACGCAGGCAACGCCAAAACCCACAACAGUCAAGUUAAGAGCCAAUGAUUUAAAAACUAAAGCGCCAAACUCCACACCGAAGUCAAACGAAAAUAAUCUGACUGCUAAACUGGACGAGCGUGCACAUAAACCAAACAUCACACAGCCCGCAAGCACAGGAAACGACACCAAACCUUCGACCAAAACGCGACUGACGACCGCCAAAACGCCGUCGGUGAGGCCAACGAAAAUCAACAGAGGCAGUAAAAAUAAAUUAAAUAAGACGGUCAAGAAGUCCAAAGACAAGAAAAGGAAAAAGGACAACAAAACACAAAAUAAGGCCGGGAAGAAGAAGGCGGUCACCACGCCGGCCUACUUCCCUUACUUUAAGGACAACUACUGUCCUCCUGACUGCGCCUGCUAUGGAAGAGUGGUCCAGUGCUCAGACAAAGGAGUGGACAAGGUUCCUUACGGUAUUCCCUACAACGCCCGCUACAUCCUCCUCAUGAACAACCUCAUCGACAGCAUCCAGCUGGACCUGCUCAGCGAAUACGUCUCCAUGGAGUUCCUCGUGUUGAGCAACAACCGGCUCACAGAUGGCUCCAUCGAGGGGGCCUUGGAGGGGAUCCCCGCUCUGAAGCGCCUCUACCUGGAUAGGAACCUCCUGGAAAGCGUGCCGACCGACCUUCCGCUGUCUCUCGAGGAGCUUCGUUUGGACAAUAACCGGCUGGGUGUGAUGUCUGAGGCGGCCUGGGCCCGGUGCCCCGGCCUCUUGGUUCUGAGCCUCAGCAACAACAGCCUGGGGAACGGAUCUGACGCUCUUGCGAAUGCGGUGCUCUCCCCUUUAUCCAGCCUGCGCACUUUAAACCUCGAUCACAACCAGCUAACAUCGGUUCCUCUGGGCUUACCUCUGUCCAUCAAGGAGCUCUACCUCAAAGGGAACCUGAUCGAGCAGUUCCGCGAAGGAGCCUUCGAUGGGAUAUCGGAGCUUGUGGUGUUGGACCUGAGUUCAAACCGACUGACAAACAAGGGUCUUCUCCGGGAGUCUCUUCUGAAUGCGACUCACUUGGAAAGCCUCAACUUAGAAGGGAACAGACUAAAACAAGUCCCCCGACACCUUCCUCGCUCACUUAAAACCCUAAAUCUGGAAGGCAACCUCAUUUCCUCCAUAAAGAAAUCCGCUCUCAACGCCUUGAAAAACCUCGAACUCCUCGGCUUAGCACGGAAUAAAAUCUUCAAAGUGGCACCGGGGGCAUUCAAGGCCUUGCCCGUCCUGCACCAGUUAGACCUGUGCCACAACACCUUGCGCCAGGUGCCCAGGCAGCUGCCGCAAGCUCUGCACUCGGUCGCGCUCACCAACAACAGGAUUCAAUCGGUGCCCCGUGACGCUUUCUGCUGGGGGGAUAAAAGUCUCAGCAGGCUUGUUCGAGUGCAGCUGGAACACAAUUCAAUCGACAUGGGGAAGUUGGAUGCGCAGGCUUUCAGAUGCUUGCGUGGUUUCCAGGUUGUGCACUUCUACUGAACCUCCCGAGGAAAAACAAGGGCUAACAUGUGUACUCUCACUUUGAAAGCCUCAUUUAAGACUUGUGGUGGCUGCUGUUGCUAUGCCAGACACCAAUGGUAAAACUGACCAACAGAGUCAAAAGAAAUAUUUAUUGUGUGUGAAAUUCAAUUUAUUUUUUUGUAACCGCUCCAAGCACCACACUUUGGUUACUUUUUUUAUGACAUUAAUUCUCAAACACGCCUCAAGGGUUGGAAAUGAAACGAUGUCGGUAUGUGUGUCAUCAGCAAACAAAAGUUUGUUAAGGGAGUUUUUUUUUUUUACCCCAAAACUGUUUUCCAUUUGGUUUCAUUUCAUUCCAGUGACAUAAAAUAACUUUGUAUAAAACUUGCAUGAGAUAAACACAUUUUUUUUUUUCAUUUGACAGGAAAUCAAAUUAAGAGAGCUUUAUAAUAAGCAGAUUGGGGGAGCGGUGGAAAAGUGCUUUGUAGGGUGUCCCUCUAGUGGACAACAUGUGCCCUCUCUUUAUUAUAAAUAUAUAUCAUGACUUUUUACACACUGGGUACCUGUGGUGCCCCCUAUAUUUCAUUCAUCUCUGCCCCUCAAACAUCCUGAGUCCGCCACUGAUAAGGUAACCUUUAGAUGGGUAUAUAGAUUCUCUCUGCAGCUCCACUAACAGGAAGAGUGACAGGAAGUGUCUGUGCUCAGAAAUUAAUAUACAGUACAAGUUUAUGUGAUGGAUUUUCUCCAUAAUCUUAACAUGGGAUUUGAUGUUUAGUUAACAGUGUUUAUUAUUGUAAACUUGAUGUGGGUUGAAUAAAGUUCUCUACAAAGCAUUCGUGCACAAACUGGUGUGUGGACUUUGUCGGGCGGUUGCAGAAAGUACUUUCAGAAUAAACCAAAGGAAAAAAAA
Messenger RNA from Acanthopagrus latus (yellowfin seabream), 4326 nucleotides. RefSeq lists its product as uncharacterized. The transcript is spliced from 4 exons. The record is from RefSeq and is a predicted model, not a curated record. The coding region runs from base 786 to 3434 and encodes 882 amino acids. Gene Ontology annotation, molecular function: protein binding. Lineage: Eukaryota; Metazoa; Chordata; Actinopteri; Spariformes; Sparidae.